Guillardia theta CCMP2712 is the source of this 1887-nucleotide messenger RNA. RefSeq lists its product as hypothetical. The transcript has 3 exons. Bases 1 to 1887 code for a protein of 628 amino acids. The record is from RefSeq and is a predicted model, not a curated record. Lineage: Eukaryota; Cryptophyceae; Pyrenomonadales; Geminigeraceae.
AUGUCCUCCACGCAGAUGACUGUCUAUGGAAAGGACAAUGUCCUCUCACUUUUUCACCACCUUUCCACACAAGAGGUAUUCCUGCACAUGAGCAUCAUCUUCUUCCCCUUUCGAGGCAUCGCCCAUGGCGACGUUAUGGGAUUCCGAUACAGUAAUUUCAAGGGCAAGCCGUUGCGCCGCCAGCCCAUUACGGACCUGUACGAGUUUAUUCGGAAAAACGACAUCUGCUCUAUCCACCUUGGCGGCGAGCUGGAUCCAGCGGUCAGGGGCACUCAGAUCACCUACACGCUUCGCCAUCGCAUGUUUGUUAUCGACAUCGACACACAGACCCUAGAUCCCCAGGUUCAUCUCCUUAUGGUGAGUUUUAUUGCCGCCAACGUUUAUCAGAGCUUUAUCCGUGAAUCCACAAAAGACAUGCAACAGAUCCUGGUUUGCUGCAGUGGAAAGGGAUGGCACAUCUAUUUUGCAUUCCGUCAGCUAUACUGGAGUGUGCAGUCUGAAGACUGGCAGCGCGAUUUAGAGAGAGAUCUGCGCAAAAGCAUCAUGCGCUUUGUGAAUCCUGUACCCAUCCUGAGUGCCCGGAGCCCUUCGGAUUCGUACAUUACGUUUGCUAGGCAAGACUAUGCCUGGAGAAACGAGACUCUUGAGGGCACAGAGGGCACUGUGUGGAUCCCCUAUUGGUAUCGAGAAUGGUACGCUAUCAUUGAACCCCGCUUUGUCGACGCCUGCACAAACCACACACAGUGGUUGUCACAGUAUGGGCCUAUCAAGUCCGUCCUCCAUCAGAUGUGUUGCUUCGUCGAUGGUAUGGAAAAGAAGUUUAUGCUACACCUGUUUCAAUCUGUAUCUACCAUGACCAGCAUCAAGGACAUCUUUCGCUGGGUCCAGUCCAUGCGCGAGAAAGUUUCAUGGUUUCAAGCGGAUUGCAUGUUCAAGACGCCGGAAUUGGUGAAAGUAUCCAUUGCAUAUGCUUGUAUCGAGCUGGAAUGUCGCAAGACUGGGUUCUUUAUCGACAUGGGUCUUGCCGAUCCCACUCAUAUGCUACGGGCACCUUUUUCUCCAAAGAUCUGGGAUAACGGCGACGACGGUUUUAUCUCUCUCCCUCUUGGGGAUCCCUACACCGCCCUGAGCGCCACCAACUGCACCAUGCGGGUCAGUGAGUUUACACCAGAUGCCAUCGCUCCAAACGUUGCCCACUUCAAGAAUUGGUACAACCACUCUAUGCCCAAGAUCAUACCCAGGGAACCCAUGCCCGCCAACAAAAAGGGCAGCCUUGCUGGGCUAUCCAGCCGCAAGCUAUUCAUGGGCAAGACGAUCAAGAUAACACUGAGCGUGGCCAUGGUGAUGGAAUACAACCAAUUAACCUGGCCGCCUGGCAUGCAUGUGAUUGAAAUCGACAAUCUUAUGAUGGUGUAUGGCCCAGGGUAUGUUGCCUAUGCCACCAGUGGCGAUGCCAUGGACUUCUUCGAGUACCUCGCCGAUUAUGUAAACAAUCCGGAAAACCCACCGCAGUAUCCGCAUCGGCAUAACCUCGAGAUCCAUUACAAGGUCGUCCAAGGAACCAUCCCAUUGUAUGUCUUCCAUCGUCUCGAGCGCUUCCGCAUGCAUGGCAGUCAAGUGACAUCUUGGGAUAACUUGGUUAACACCCACGCACUGCGCACCCAAGUUCACCAGACCAUCCAAAACGCACCCGACUUCCUGCACCACAUGGCCAGAGCACAUCGCAGCCACUCGUUGAUUUUGGCCGAGAUAUAUCGAAUCAUGCAGGGCCUUACACCACAGAGCCCCAUCCCAGACGUCAACGAUGAUUUCCGCGAGCUCUGUGCCAAUCACAGGAGGUUAUACCACUCUAUUUUCCUUCUCUUUGCCAUGGACUUGCUUGAAUGA